GGCUUACUCAGUUCGCCCUCGUAUCAAUUAUAAAUCACCUGCCUAGAUACUUUCUGCUGAAUGACUAUUUAUUACUAUCUAGAUCUCCCUAUCUCGCAGCUUGUGACCUCAUAGGCACUUCUAUUGUGUUUCCAGAAUCUUUUCCUUUUUUGUAAAAAGAAAAAAAGAGAAGAUCUGCUCCCUACCUUGCCACUUCAAUUUCUACUUUUUUUGUCUUUUCGUUUUCAUAUAGAUAUACAUCGCGCCAUCACGUUCGCAGUCCCGUGACAAUGACCGCUGGCAACUCGACAAAUGGAGCUUCGGCUCAAGACAAGCGCUUCGGCACUCUGGCUGUUCAUGCCGGUUCUCCCCACGAUCCUACUACCGGUGCUGUCAUUGCUCCUAUCUCUCUUUCCACCACUUUCGCUCAGACCAGCGUCGGUACCCCCAUAGGUCUCUAUGAGUACACACGAAGCUCCAACCCCAACCGUGAUAAUUUUGAAGAAGCCAUUGCUGCUCUUGAGCACGCUAAAUAUGCCCUCGCUUUCUCCUCUGGUUCCGCAACCACUGCGGUGAUCCUUCAGUCUCUUGCGGCCGGCUCGCACGUCGUCUCGGUCUCCGAUGUUUACGGUGGAACGCACAGAUACUUCACAAAGGUCGCUAGCGCUCACGGUGUACAUGUCACCUUCUCUCCCACCAUUGAAUUGGACGUGGAGGAAUUGAUCCGGCCAAACGAGACCAAGCUGGUUUGGAUCGAGACACCCUCAAACCCGACUUUGGGAUUGGUUGAUAUUGAGAAGGUUGCUGCCAUUGCGCACCGCCAUGGAAUCUUGGUCGUGGUUGACAACACAUUCAUGAGCCCUUAUGUCCAGAAUCCUCUGGAGCACGGUGCUGACAUUGUCGUGCACUCCGUUACUAAGUACAUCAACGGCCACUCGGAUGUUCUUAUGGGUGUCGCCGCAUUCAACUCUGACAGCUUGAAGGAGCGCCUUUCUUUCCUCCAGAAUGCCAUUGGUGCCGUUCCGUCUCCCUUCGACUGCUGGCUCGCUCACCGUGGUCUCAAGACUCUCCACUUGCGUGCCCGCGAAGCCACCACUAACGCCACCACCAUCGCCAAAGCCCUCGAGGCUUCUCCCCAUGUUAUCUCCGUUAAUUACCCCGGAAUCGACUCUCACCCUCACCGUAAGAUUGCUAUCAAGCAACACCGCCAGGGUAUGGGCGGCGGUAUGCUCAGCUUCCGCCUCAAGGGUGGCCAGAAGGCUGCCCAUCUGUUCUGCAAGUACACCAAGGUUUUCACCUUGGCCGAGAGCUUGGGAGGUGUGGAGAGUCUCUGCGAGGUUCCUUCCAGCAUGACUCACGCCGGUAUCCCCAAGGACCAGCGUGAGGCUGCUGGUGUCUUCGACGACCUGGUCCGGAUGAGCUGUGGUGUAGAGGACGCAGAGGAUCUUAAGGCCGACGUUCUCCAGGCUCUUGAGAAGGCUGUUACUGCCAGCGAGCAGAAUGGUACCUCUUAAUUGAGUGAAUUAAUAGAGAAUUAGAAUCUUUCAUAGAUCAAGUUAAUGAUGACAUGGGCUACUUUCGAGAUACACUUGCUUUUCUACCCCAUUUUAACACCCUACCUUUACCUAUUCGUAGAUGAUUCAUCUCACCUAGAUU
Aspergillus alliaceus is the source of this 1635-nucleotide messenger RNA. RefSeq names its product cystathionine gamma-lyase CYS3. Gene Ontology annotation, biological process: transsulfuration. The record is from RefSeq and is a predicted model, not a curated record. The transcript is spliced from 4 exons. Bases 270 to 1493 code for a protein of 407 amino acids. Gene Ontology annotation, cellular component: cytoplasm. Gene Ontology annotation, molecular function: cystathionine gamma-lyase activity; pyridoxal phosphate binding. Lineage: Eukaryota; Fungi; Ascomycota; Eurotiomycetes; Eurotiales; Aspergillaceae.